AUGCCCGUCAUCUCCAUCACGAGCGUGGCCGAGUUCAUGGACAAGGUCUUGGACUCCGAGGAACCCGCCAUCGUGGACUGUUUCGCGGAAUGGUGUGGUCCAUGCAAGGCCAUCGCGCCCAAGGUCGAGCAGUGGAGCGAGCAAUACCCCCAAGUCAAGUUCUACACCUUCGAUGUAGACAAGGUCCCCGAUCUUUCGAACGAGCUUGGUGUGAGAGCAAUGCCUACUUUUAUGCUCUUCAAGGGUGGCCAGAAGAUCACUGAGGUUGUUGGUGCUUCUCCUCCGGCCAUUGAGCAGGGUAUCCAGUCUCUCAUUGCUUAA
Molecule: messenger RNA, 321 nt
Organism: Penicillium arizonense
Lineage: Eukaryota; Fungi; Ascomycota; Eurotiomycetes; Eurotiales; Aspergillaceae
Product: thioredoxin family protein
Exons: 2
Coding region: 1-321 (106 amino acids)
Molecular function (GO): protein-disulfide reductase activity
Source: RefSeq, a predicted model, not a curated record